AACAGAAAGGAAUUGAAAAUUCAAACUUAAUCAUCAUGCAAUUAUUUAAUAUUUUCGUAUUAUUCCUCGUCCUUUGUGGCAGUUUUAUUCCAAUUUUAUGUGCACAAGAGCCUCCUACACCUGAAGCCGCAACUAGUACAGAUGAUACUACAUCUUCAGAUGUAACAACUGAGAAGAUGAUCACAAACUCCAACGUUUCAUCCACAACGCCAAAGCCAACAACAACAGCAAAACCAAAAGCAACUCCCAACAGGAAGAAGGUGAAAGUGACAAAUUUAAAGUAUACGGCCAAACGUACAAUUAAACGUGGCGGUAAAAAAGGCAAUAAAUUUUGAUGAAAAUAGAUUAAUAUGUGGAUCACUGAUGUCUAAAAUGAUUUAAUAAAUUAUUUGCAAAUGUUAUGUAGUAAAAUAACAAUAUUUUAUAAGUUUUAAGA
Messenger RNA from Lucilia sericata (common green bottle fly), 436 nucleotides. RefSeq lists its product as uncharacterized. The transcript has a single exon. NCBI's taxonomy places the organism in Eukaryota, Metazoa, Arthropoda, Insecta, Diptera, Calliphoridae. The record is from RefSeq and is a predicted model, not a curated record. Bases 36 to 335 code for a protein of 99 amino acids.